GAAGUUGAUCACCAACCAACAUCAUCUGCAGUAUGCCAAUCGUAUACCAGCCUGUUCCUCCAUCCGAUAUUGAGGCAGCUUACGCUAUAGAAAUCGCUGGUUUCCCUUCUGAGGAGGCUGCAAGUUUACAAGCAUUCCAGUAUCGCCAGCGAGAGGCUCCGGACCUCUUCCUAGGUGCCUACCUUACAGAAGGAGACACUCGUACCCUCGUUGGCUAUGUCUGCUCGACGCUAUCUCCAUCUCCCUCCCUAACACAUGAGUCCAUGAGCACGCAUGUACCAUCCUCACCAUCGGUGUGCAUUCAUUCCAUCUGUGUUUCCGCCACUCAUCGACGAAAGCGGAUCGCCGUCGGGCUUUUGAAAGCAUACAUAUCUCGCUUAGAACAAGCCCACAUUGACGGAGCUCCAUAUGAGAGGAUCCUCCUCAUUACACAUGAAGAACUGAGGCCGUUAUACGAGAAAGCCGGUUUUGAGUUCGUUGGACCGAGUGCGGUCGUACAUGGUUCUAGGCCAUGGUUCGAAAUGCGAAGGGUCCUUGAAGCCUCAUCAUCUGUUUCUUCACCGCCAUCACAAGCUCUUCCGCCGGGCAUUUGGGAAGCUCUCCAACGUGCUUCCACUUCUCGCAAUCGACCUGUUGCUCGCAGGCUCAGUUCUCUGCCGAACGGAUUAGACGAUGUGUCUGAACUUGCUACGGAUACUUCAGUGUCUGUCAACAAGGUUGACUUGCUUUGCCCAAGAGACGGUUGUGGCAGCAUCAUCCUAAAGAAUGGAGUUGCGACUCUCGUAGAGAAGGAGAGUGUGCAAUUGGAGCCACCAGAACGUCAGAACCCUCUCCUGCACCCGUUGCCCACUCCAGGGGCCCCGCUUCUCAAGUGGUGGAGAGUUACACCUAAUGCCAUGGCAUUCGAGAACAUUGGCUUCUCUAAACCCGUAGGUUCGCAAGUGUCGCCGAAUGGGAAGAAGCUUCAGCUUCUACUCUGUGCUGAAUGUGAUUUAGGACCAUUAGGUUGGUGCGAGGAAGGUGGAACGGAAUUUUGGCUCGCAUCCAAUCGCGUCGGAUAUCGACAGUAACUCGUGAGAAAAAGGGUAACACACUCCCUUUGCGUUUGAUUUUAGGUCUUGCGGCUGCUCAUUUCUGAGUCAUAUCCAAUAUGAGGCCGUGCACUAUGGAGACAAACGUUAUGGUAGACGGUGCCGUGAUUCUUAUCCCAUUACGCGCAUAUAUCUGGAAUAGUUGGGUGCAAAGCACUCUCGUAGAGCUUGUCGUCAAAGAGUUUCACUAAUGUACAGCUAAUCAAACGAAUGAAGCGCUCUUAUACAUAUAUACAUAUGAUGUGUUACAGAUCACGCAUCCUUCUUUACAAACGGGAGGAAUUCUUCGAAUCCAGGCUUUCCAUUCC
Molecule: messenger RNA, 1399 nt
Organism: Somion occarium
Lineage: Eukaryota; Fungi; Basidiomycota; Agaricomycetes; Polyporales; Cerrenaceae
Source: the annotation of a GenBank genome assembly